This is a messenger RNA of Zasmidium cellare ATCC 36951, 1362 nucleotides long. RefSeq lists its product as uncharacterized. The transcript has 3 exons. Gene Ontology annotation, biological process: protein polyubiquitination; positive regulation of proteasomal ubiquitin-dependent protein catabolic process; ubiquitin-dependent protein catabolic process. Gene Ontology annotation, molecular function: zinc ion binding; ubiquitin protein ligase activity; ubiquitin conjugating enzyme binding. The coding region runs from base 1 to 1362 and encodes 453 amino acids. Gene Ontology annotation, cellular component: ubiquitin ligase complex; cytoplasm. The record is from RefSeq and is a predicted model, not a curated record. NCBI's taxonomy places the organism in Eukaryota, Fungi, Ascomycota, Dothideomycetes, Mycosphaerellales, Mycosphaerellaceae.
AUGGCCGUAACGGCUGGUAUCUUGCCGACGCGGUGCUCCUUUGACGAUGACAUCGCUAUGAUUACCCUGCAAAUGGAAGAGUUCGACAUUUUCGCAAAGCAGGAUAAGGGGAAAUAUCGCGCGGAGGAACCGCCAGAUUUCAAAGUCGCCCUUGAGGCAUCUGUUGAAGAGCUCCAAAUCCACAAAUACUACCUCUAUGACUGCAAGUUUGCACAAAGCAUUGGCGCCGCCGUACAUGAGGAUGAAACCAUCAUCGCAGCUUUGGCCUCGGAAGAUCACCAGGCUUAUGAAGACAGAGAAAUGGCGCUGCGACUUAAUGAGGAUCCGGAUCUUGAACAUCCAGGGCAGGCCACCGAGAGCGAUCUAUCACUAUUGGACAAAUGGCUACCUGUCGUCGCUGAGACUAUUAUGGCCAAUGCGUUGAUUACGACUUCGGACGAUGAACUAGACCAGGCUGGCCCUUCAAUGACCUUUGCCGAACGUCAGGCCGAUCUGCUAGUGAAGUUGUCACAAGGGUUCACUUGUAGCGUCUGCCGGGAAACGCGUCGAUGCGAUGCUAUGGCGAAGGUUCAAUGCGAACAUCGGUAUUGCAUUGACUGUGCGAAAGAGCUCUUCAUACGAGCUACAAAUGACGAAGAACUGUUUCCUCCGCGUUGCUGCAAGAAACCUAUCGAUGCCACACUGGUUAGGAGACACAUGACCGACGAUGAGCUUGAGGCUUACGACAUUGCGAGCAUAGAGUUCGCUACUAUCGACAGGACUUAUUGCAGCAAUCGCCAAUGCGGGAAAUUCCUACCAGCUGGACUGAUGCAUGUCGGAACAAAAGCGGCCACUUGCAAAAAUUGUGAUACUUGUACAUGCUGUAUUUGUAACAACGAAUACCACAGGGGUAGUGAUUGUCCCAACGACCCGGCUCUGCGCGCGACGAGAAAGUUGGCAUUGGCGAACGGUUGGCAAACAUGCCCUGGUUGUAAUGUGCUUGUUCAACUGCGUACCGGCUGUAAUUAUAUAACAUGCCGGUGCAAGACUGAAUUCUGCUAUGUUUGUGGCAUACGGUGGAAGAAUUGUCAUUGUGACGUGGCGGAUGAGGGCCGAAUGAUCGAGCGCGCGGAGGAAGUUGUUGAUCGUGACGCAGAAGCAGGGCCGCCUCGAGCUGAGCGCAAUCGUCGUGUGCGUCUCAUACAUUCCGAGCUUCAGGAGAACCAUGAGUGUGAGCACCGUGGUCGUUUUCAGCGUUUGCUCAGCGGCGGGAGGCGAGGCUUCCAAUGUGAAAUGUGUGACGCCCGGCAUUGGAAGUACAUCCUGCAAUGUCGCCAUUGCUAUAUCAAUGUUUGCGAGGACUGCCGCAGGAACCGCAUCUAA